This is a messenger RNA of Anthonomus grandis grandis, 1472 nucleotides long. RefSeq lists its product as uncharacterized. The record is from RefSeq and is a predicted model, not a curated record. Bases 170 to 1384 code for a protein of 404 amino acids. NCBI's taxonomy places the organism in Eukaryota, Metazoa, Arthropoda, Insecta, Coleoptera, Curculionidae. The transcript is spliced from 8 exons.
ACGUGAUAAAAUUGUGUGUGGAAUGGUUUAUAAUAAUUUUAAUCUUUUCGUUAACGCUUGACGAGCUUAUGUUGAGUAGUGAGUGAUUAUUUAGGCACUAGAGAGUGUCUGUUUUUAAGUUGUUAUUUUAGGUAUUAGUGAAUAGUUAGUUACAUUAAAACUGAAAAGGAUGUAUAUGGAUAUAUUGGCAGCCUUACUAGUUCUAUUUCUAACCUUUGUACUAAUAAGGAAUAAGAAAGAACCCAAGAAACUUUUCAAUGUCUACACGCAACCUGGAAAAUGGUAUUUUCUAAAAUACCCCGCGUUCCUCGCUCUUUUGGGGAUAACGAGGCUAAAGUAUUAUUUGAGAGGUAAAAAAGGCGUUCUGGACGAAAGGCAAUUGGAAAAACGUCAAGCCUUAUCCGACCAUCCUUUAGCCUUUGACGCCGUAUUCUUCCACGCCGUAUCCCAAGACGACAUUUACCUGGCAGCUGGUGCAGAAAGAAGACAUCAGGGAGUAAUAAAUGGAUUAAUUUACCUUAAGCAUCCAAAGUUCGGUUUACUGAAGACCUUAAGACUUCCCGAUACGAAACUGCAAGAAGAUCCAGAAUCCAUUAUGUCGGGUAAGAGUUGGGCUGCCGAGGGGUUUUCUUUUACUCCGGUGGAACCGAUGAAGCGAUGGGAUCUGAAUUUUUCGGGAAAAAUGAGGGUCCAUGGACAAGAGAAAAUCGUGGAUGUAGUCAUUCAGGCAAAAUUUCUGAGUGAGAUGCCGUAUUUUUUUUACGAUUUGGAGUUGCCUGCUAAGAUGUUGGCCAGGGCAAUGGCCAGGGAAAAAUGGUCCAAGGAGUUUUUUAAAAAUCUUAAGGAAGCUCAUCAAACUCAUUACGAACAAAUGGGAUUUCUAGAGGGCAUCCUAAAAGUAAAUGGCGAAGAAGUUCCAUUAAAACUGGACGCAUUUAGGGAUCACAGCUUCGGUUUAAAACGAGACUGGUCCGCCAUGCACCGCUAUAUUUUCCAGAUGUUUUACCUGGAAAAUCAAACCAGGAUAGUUUUAGGUAUAAUUUCGCAUCCUGUAACGGCAUCCCAUUACGAAAUGGGAUACGUAGUACACGCCAAUGGGAAAAUCGACGCUAUCAACUCCUGUGAUUUACGAUUAUGGCAACAUGGAGAAAGUGGAAGGCCUAGUGAUGAACUUUGUUUCACUUUUGUUGCUGGUAAUCACACGUACGAAUGCAAAGUGAAAUACGACUUCACGGCCGCCCACUUCGUAGGCAACAACACAGAAGUGAAGAUGUACGAGCGUUUCCUUACUUGUGAAGUAAACGGGAUUAAAGGAAAGGGAAUUUCCGAGUGGAAUUAUAGCAACACUAGUGGGAAAUUUGACUUGAAUCAGUAUCCCUGUUAAGAAAAGUUUUAUAUUUGUAUGCUUUAUAAAAAAAGAGACAUUGUUAAAAAAUAGUUAUACACUUUAAUAAAUUUUCCUUUAUUUAUAA